CUAUGAGAAUGAAUACGAACUGCAAUCAGAUGCUGAAGGAUUGUGUGUGGCUGAAAUGAAGGCCCUUUCAAGGGAUAUCAGAAGAAAUUUCGGCGAAUUUGAACUUGCCAAUUUUGAGGAUAUUGAUGCCGAU
Mesorhabditis spiculigera is the source of this 133-nucleotide messenger RNA. Lineage: Eukaryota; Metazoa; Nematoda; Chromadorea; Rhabditida; Rhabditidae. The record is from the annotation of a GenBank genome assembly.